Messenger RNA from Hypomesus transpacificus, 2653 nucleotides. Its product is annotated as SLIT and NTRK-like protein 6. The coding region runs from base 899 to 2305 and encodes 468 amino acids. Gene Ontology annotation, biological process: neuron projection regeneration. Gene Ontology annotation, molecular function: protein binding. The record is from RefSeq and is a predicted model, not a curated record. NCBI's taxonomy places the organism in Eukaryota, Metazoa, Chordata, Actinopteri, Osmeriformes, Osmeridae. The transcript has 2 exons.
ACCUGCCUACAUUUGUGAUUGGCCCUGAUGUUUGGCACCUUGCUGUAAUGUCAUGCCCCAACACAAAGCCUGGCAGAGGCACUGGAGCCUGGAGCAGACCACAGCUUUGUGUUUUCCUCCUGGCUGCCUUACACGUUUCUAUCAAUAUUUCAGCAGCCAUCAGACAACAAACAUGGAAUACUUCGCUCUGAAAUUGCCUUUUUGAAAGUGAAACCACCUUGAUUUAUCCUACUCAGAUCUCUGUCUUGGUCUUUUUGUUAUGGGUUGACAUGUCUGUGAAAACGUUGGUUGCGAUCGUCCAACGACACUUUUACGUUGUUCUCUGGCUUCGAAUCGGAAUUGGAGUGCGCCAUUAAUUUGGAUGGUGAAGAAGAUGCAAAACAAGUAAUACUGCACCUUAAGGUUUGUCAUUAAACUUUGAUGGGCAUCUAUUGGGAAUUCUCCGAGAACGUUGUGACUGGAGACGGAGACACGGGGACCAUGUAAGAACCACAUCAACAGCGUGUCUGUCGUUUGAGAGGAGCUCAUACAACACAGUGUAGCAGGAAUGGUAAAUAGCCGGAAUAUUAAUGCGUGCAUGCAAAUCAUUUGCAGCAAUUCAGAGACAGUGGUUCCGCUGUUUGAUGUGAGUGUUUGAUUAUCAGAAUAGAGGUCUCGUCUUUGGUUGUUAUCGUUCCACAGUAGGAACAUCAUAUUUAAUCAUAUGGUUCCUCAUAAACUGUAGUAGAUUAUUUGUGUAACAAGCAAGUUGUUGUUAACCUCCUGUUGCUUUUUCUUACCUCUCACCCACACCUCUUCCCUCUGCCCCUGCCCCCAUACACCCCAUCCUCCACACCUCUGCCCCCCUGCCCCCCCCGCUUUUUAAACAUGAGUAUCUGUACUCGUACUUGAGCAAAGGAUGUGUGGACUUUUGCCAUCUCUGCCUGGGUGCCUCCGUGGUCUCCUGGUUCUCUGUGUGGUGUCUCCUCUCUCCUGCCUGCCCCCGUCCCCCUGCCCCCCUGGCUGCUGCUGCCCCCGCCCCGGCCUCCUGGUCCUGUGUGAGUCCCUGGGCCUCCGGGCCCUGCCUCGCUCCGUGCCUCUCAGCACCUCCGUCCUCUCCGUGGCCCGGAACCAGCUCUGCAACGUGGACCACCUGCUGCGCCGCUUCUCUGGCCUGCAAGAGCUCAGUCUGAGCCACAACCAGCUGGGCCGCUUCCCCCGGGGCCUACCGCCCAGCCUGGAGCGCCUCCUGCUGGAGGACAACCGCAUCACCUACAUCACCUCCGGAGCCCUGCGGCAGCUGGGGAACCUCACCCGUCUGGACCUGGAGGACAACCGCAUCCGGGCCAUCCAGCCGGGGGCCUUGCGGGGCCUGGGGAGGCUACAGGUCCUCACCCUGAAGGGGAACCGGCUGACGAGCCUCCCACUGGAACUCCCCUCCUCCCUCACCCACCUGGACCUGUCGGCAAACUGCAUCUCCGACCUGGACCUUCCCUCGCUGGCGGCUCUGGUCAACCUCCAGGUGCUGAAGAUCAACAGCAACUGUCUACGUUCAGUUCCGGAGCGCGCCUUCGACGGUAUGCCUCGCCUCCGCUCCAUGGAGCUGGCCGACAACCUGUGGGUGUGUGAGUGUGACAUCCUGUACCUUUAUCGAUGGCUGCUGGGGGGAGGGCUGAAGAUGGCCACCGACAUGGUGUGUGUGGAGCCACAGCACCUGGCUCAUCGCCUGCUCCUGAACCUCUCAGUCAUGGUCAUCUGCCCCCGGGUCUUCAAGACGAACGAGAACAUCCCUAGUCUCAGCUUCACCCUGAGACCCAAGAGAACACUGGCAAUCUCCACAGAGGAAACCACGACUCCCGAUCUGUCUAGUUCAACACAGAAAAUACUGGAUGUUACCUUGAGCAUGACAGAAAGCCACGAUGGAGAAUCCGACCUGCAACGGCAAGCUCGAAUGGUACCAAACCACCACACGUUACAAGUAAUGAGCUACGAAGACUGUUUGGCUCUGAACUCAACAACCGAAGUAAACCCACUUCCCCAAAUCAUCGAACCCACACCGUCUAUGCCAGUCCAGGAGCCAAUAUGUUUGGACAACUCAACGGGACGAUACCCUCCAAAUAGCUCAACCUCCGUAGAGGGCAUGCCCCCUGGCAGGACAGGCCCGUCACCCACCCCCAGACCUCUCAGUCUCCAGGGCAGCCCAGCAGUGAUAGCCCUGCUGGCUGUGUUGUGCGUGCUGGUCGUUCUCCUCACACUGGCUGUGCUGCUAGUCCUGAAAACCGUCCUGCUGCACCACCAGAGGGUGGCGCCACUUCAGCAGUCCUGACGGGUAUUUACGUCUUUCACUUGUUUCUGCUGGUCGUGAGAUCAAGUGUACAAGUGCAGCAACUAACUGGUUGGUUUAGUUGGUUUAUUCAGAGGAAUGAAACAAGAUAAUAUACACUUGUUGACAAUAUAUUUUUGUAUAUAAUGAUAUAUAAUUUGUGUUGUAUACUACAAGUGCAGUUAAAUUACUGUUAAUUUAACUAUACCUCAUGCCAAGUUGAGUGACUUUUCCCACAGGGUCCAUUCAGAUUUAACCAUUCGCCAACAAAAUAUUUGAAUGCCAACAACAUUUGCAUAACAAAUAAACUUGUAUUUACAUAUAUAGAUUUCUGUGUACCCAUCCAUUGGA